This is a messenger RNA of Micropterus salmoides (largemouth bass), 2231 nucleotides long. RefSeq names its product embryonic ectoderm development (gene eed). Gene Ontology annotation, biological process: negative regulation of transcription by RNA polymerase II. The transcript is spliced from 12 exons. Gene Ontology annotation, molecular function: nucleosome binding; protein binding. Gene Ontology annotation, cellular component: ESC/E(Z) complex. The coding region runs from base 35 to 1366 and encodes 443 amino acids. The record is from RefSeq and is a predicted model, not a curated record. Lineage: Eukaryota; Metazoa; Chordata; Actinopteri; Centrarchiformes; Centrarchidae.
GGCAGAAUAGCGGAAGAGGCGGAUUUGAGCCAAAAUGAGGGAAAAUAAGAACAUGUCCGAGUCCCCUUCUCAAGCGGGAAAAGAAAUACCGGCGAAAAAACAAAAAUUAAGCAGUGACGAGAACAGUAACCCCGAUUUAUCAGGAGACGAGAAUGAUGAUGCUGUUAGUGUUGAGAGUGGGACAAACGCAGAGCGGCCAGACACACCCACAAACACUGCCAAUGCUCCAGGCAGAAAGAGCUGGGGCAAGGGCAAGUGGAAGUCCAAGAAGUGCAGAUAUUCUUUUAAAUGUGUCAACAGUCUGAGGGAGGACCACGGACAGCCAUUGUUUGGAGUCCAGUUUAACUGGCACAGCAAGGAGGGAGACCCGCUGGUGUUUGCCACAGUCGGGAGUAACAGGGUAACUCUGUAUGAAUGUCACUCUCAGGGAGAAAUAAGACUCUUGCAGUCUUAUGUGGAUGCAGAUGCAGAAGAGAACUUCUACACGUGUGCCUGGACCUACGACACCAACACAAGCCAUCCGCUGUUGGCUGUAGCUGGUUCCCGUGGCAUUAUUCGGGUGAUCAACCACAUCACAAUGCAGUGCAUCAAGCAUUACGUAGGUCAUGGGAAUGCCAUCAAUGAGCUCAAGUUUCAUCCGAGGGAUCCAAAUCUCCUUCUGUCUGUCAGCAAAGAUCAUGCCCUCCGUCUAUGGAACAUUCAUACAGACACAUUAGUGGCAAUAUUUGGUGGCGUGGAAGGUCAUCGAGACGAAGUCCUGAGCGCUGAUUUUGAUCUUUUGGGUGAAAAGAUUAUGUCCUGUGGGAUGGACCACUCCCUAAAACUUUGGCGAAUCAAUUCAGAGCGAAUGCAGAAAGCCAUUCGUGGGUCUUAUGAGUACAACCCCUCGAAGACCAACAGGCCUUUCGUCUCUCAGAAAAUUCACUUCCCUGACUUCUCAACACGAGACAUUCAUAGAAACUAUGUGGACUGUGUGCGGUGGCUGGGGGAUCUUAUUCUUUCCAAGUCCUGUGAAAAUGCCAUUGUCUGCUGGAAACCAGGAAAGAUGGAGGACGACCUCGAUCGCAUUAAACCGAAUGAGUCAAAUGUGACUAUUCUUGGGCGCUUUGAUUACAGCCAGUGUGACAUUUGGUACAUGCGUUUCUCCAUGGACUUCUGGCAGAAGAUGCUGGCUCUGGGAAACCAGGUGGGGAAACUUUAUGUGUGGGACCUGGAAGUGGAAGACCCACACAAGGCAAAGUGCACCACACUGACCAUCCCCAAAUGCACAUCGGCCAUCCGGCAAACCAGCUUCAGCCGCGACAGCAGCAUUUUGAUAGCCGUGUGUGACGAUGCGUCAAUCUGGCGCUGGGAUCGACAGCGCUGAAUAGUUUUUUUCCUGAAAAUGUUUUGGUUCUUGUUGCUUCCCCCCCACCCCCACCCACCAUGCAAGCCCUACAGAUCUACACUGCAAGAAAUGUCCGUUUGAACAUUUAGUCUUACACAUGGUCUAAAAGCUCAUCAUAUAUUUCCUUUAAAAAAAGUGAGAAACAGUGCCAAGGUGAGAUGAUUUCCUUUUGUUACUCUGGUCAAAGAGAUUAUUUUGAUUUCCUGGGAGGAUAUUUGAGUAAAAACAAAAGAUCUCAAAGAAUUUUAAGGUUUCAGGCUGCUGCAACAUUUUAUAUCUAACAAAACAUCAGUAAUGAUCUGGGAUUUAUUCCUUUUUAGAUGAACAUUUGUCAACCACAGCAAAGAUGGUAAAGACAUUAUUUGUUCCAAAUGUUUUAAAUUGAAUGAAAGCCAGUUGUAACAGCACAUUGGUGAAAAGAUAGGUAUCGGCGGAGGUUAAGUGCCUUCUAGCUUCCUAUGCAGACGCUUGAGAAGUUGUAGACCAAUCAUUCCUAUUAUCUGCAUUCAGGGAAAUCAGAGGAAAUGUCUGUCUCAGGCCGACUUUUGUUACUUGUUUUAGGAAAAAUAAGCUUUUAAGACACAACAGAUAAAAUGGCCAAAGAUGGAUUAUUUUUUGCAGUGUGCCAUGUUUUAUAUUUUGUUCACAGAAUAAUUGUGUUUUUCCCUUUCUGUUAUCUGAACAUUCCUUUGUGUCUUUUUUUAAUGCCCUGCUUGGUUGCUUUGAUGCCCCCUCCUCCUCCUACAUGCACACAAACACACUUUUGACUGUUGUAAAAUGUACAGUAUUACAUUUGACAUCAGAGGAUUUCAAUAAACUCAAUAAAAUGUAUUUCGUAAAUAUA